Messenger RNA from Cannabis sativa, 2901 nucleotides. Its product is annotated as inactive TPR repeat-containing thioredoxin TTL3. The record is from RefSeq and is a predicted model, not a curated record. The transcript is spliced from 7 exons. Gene Ontology annotation, cellular component: cytoplasm. Lineage: Eukaryota; Viridiplantae; Streptophyta; Magnoliopsida; Rosales; Cannabaceae. The coding region runs from base 390 to 2615 and encodes 741 amino acids. Gene Ontology annotation, molecular function: protein binding.
GGGAGAAACUAGAAAAGGGUUGAGUACGAGUUGAGGAGUUAAACACAGCCAUGUACUGUCUCUCGUGAAGAACCUGCUCUUCUAAAAAGAUUGUAUUUUUAUAUAUAUAUAUUUUUUCCAAAUCUCAUUAAAAAAAAAAAAAAAAAAAAAACUGAGAAAAAUUCUUUGCUUGCUUCUUUUACAUCACGGGAUCCAUCUCCUGUGUCUUCUCUUUUUUCGUAUCUCUCUGUCUUUCUUCUUCUUCUUCGUUGAGACUCUCACAUUCUUUCGGAACAGAGAGAACUAGAUUCUUAGAUAGAUAUAAAGACACAACCAAACCCAGAAACAGCUUUUACUUUUUUUUUUUUAAUUUUUGUAGUUCAAUAUACAGAUAAUUAUACUGGAAAAAAAUGUCGCAUGCUGGGAAAUCAAUACAAGAAAUGGGUUUUGAUUCUCUCACAAACAGGUUUAGAGAUGCGUUGAGCUGCCGUGGUAAUGGUAGUGAGAAUGAUAACAAGCCGGACUUUAAAGAGCUCGAUCUAGGCUCACCCGUUUCGCCCUUGAGAACUCGGGGCUCGGCUAAUGCGGCCGGCGGAGGUGGCGCUACUACUUCGAGUAGUAGCUCGAGCUCUUCCGGUUCGGCUUCGGGAAAAACUAAUAAUGCCCAAUUGGGUAGAAGAUCGGAUGCCAAAGAAGUCAAAAACCACUCCGGUGAGCUAUCGUUCUCGUCGGAAACCAGUCCGAGUGUCCACGAGAGUCACCGAUCUGCUUCCGCAACGCGUAAUUUCAAGCCGGGUCAUCGGAGAUCGGUCUCGGCUGGACCCCCAUUGAUCUACUCUGGUGGAAGCUUUAGUGCCAUUAACAGUGCUAGUAAUGGCGGCGGCGGUAUUGGUGGUGGAGGCAGUGGGAACACCGCAACUUCGUCCCCUUCAAACUCCGGCGGCAGCACUAUUUUCCCGAGCGGCAAUAUUUGUCCCUCCGGGAAGGUUUUGAAGUCUGGAAUGGGGUCUAGAACCUCCACUAAGACUGAUGUGUUGGGCUCUGGUACUGUGAACUACGGCCAUGGUAAUAUCAUGCGGGGGGGCGCAAAAUUGAGUGGAGGUGCCGGAGAAUCGAACACCACCGUUGGCGGACCUGGGAUUGUACAGUUUUCCGGAGAACCAGGAACGAUGAAGAGGGCAUUGGCGAAUUCUGAUCCAGAGGAGGUGAAAAGGUCAGGAAACGAGCUUUAUAGAAAAGGAUAUUUUGUGGAGGCAUUAUCGUUGUAUGAUCGAGCUAUUUCAUUGUCACCGGAUAACGCCGCUUACCGGAGUAACAGGGCGGCGGCAUUGACGGCUCUUGGGAGGUUAGGGGAAGCGGUGAGGGAGUGUGAGGAGGCUGUGAGGUUGGACCCUGGUUAUGGGAGGGCCCACCAUAGAUUGGCUUCUCUCUAUCUCCGCAUUGGGCAGGUUGAAAAUGCACGCUGCCACCUCUUUUCUCAUGGCCAACUACCAGAUCAAUCUGAAUUGCAGAAAUUGAAAUCACUAGAGAAGCAUUUAAAACAAUGCGCAGAUGCCCGGAAGCUUGGUGAUUGGAAGAGCGUGAUAAGGGAAUCAGAUGCAGCCUUGGCAAUUGGGGCGGACUCCUCUCCUCAGCUUUUUUCUUGCAAAGCAGAAGCCUUUUUGAAGCUUCAUCAGCUUGAAGAAGCCGAGUUGAGCCUCUUAAACAUUCACAAGUUUGAAGAUUAUCCUUCUUCUUGUUUACAAUCCAAAUUUGCUGGCAUGGUUGUGGAAGCUUAUUUGUACUUUGUUCGAGCUCAAGUUGAUAUGGCAUUGGGAAGGUUUGAGAAUGCUGUGGCAGCAGCUGAGAAGGCUGGCGUAAUUGACUACAGUAACCUUGAAAUUUCAAUGGUGUUAAAAAAUGUGAAAAUGGUGGCAAGAGCUCGUUCUCGUGGUAACGAACUUUUCAGCUCAGGAAGAUUUGCAGAUGCUUGUUCAGCUUAUGGAGAAGGCUUAGAAUAUGAUAUUCCCAACUCUGUUCUAUAUUGCAAUAGAGCUGUGUGCUGGUCUAAGCUUGGAAUUUGGGAAAAGUCAGUCUUGGAUUGUAACCAAGCACUCAAGAUUCAGCCAAAUAACACCAAGGCCCUUCUUCGCAGGGCUGUCUCAAAUGCAAAGCUGGAACGAUGGGCAGAAGCUGUGAGAGACUAUGAGGUCUUGAGGAGGUUACUUCCUGGAGACAAUGAAGUUGCCGAGUCUCUUCACCGUGCUCAAGUUGCGCUGAAGAGAUCUUAUGGUGGUGGUCUACAAAACAAGAAGUUCGAUGGGGAAGUAGAGGAAAUUUCUAGUCUAGAUAAAUUCAAAGCUGCAAUUUCUUCACCUUGUUUUUCGGUUGUCCAUUUCAAGGUCUCUUCCGAUGAACAGUGUGAAGAAAUAUCCCCAUUCAUAAAUAUGUUGUGCGUUAGAUACCCUUCUGUUAAAUUCUUUAAGGUGGAUGUGGAAGAGAGCUCGACGGUGGCAAAGGCCGAAAAUAUUAGAUCAGUACCAACAUUUAAAAUCUACAAGAAUGGUGAGAAAGUGAAGGAGAUGAUCCGCCCAAAUCAUCAGUUUUUGGAGGAGUCAGUAAGGAGCUGUACUAGUAAUAAUAAUAUGGUUCUCUAGAAGGCUUUGUCCAUUAUUGUGUCCUCUUUUGAAUAUCAACCAAUUGGUUUAUUUUCAUACUAGGAUUACUAGUCUCUUUACCUGUGACAUAACCAGGUACAUAAAUUGUUUCAUAUAGUUUUUUUUCCAACGCACAGAAUCCCUUUAGAGAGAGAAGAAAAAGAAGAAAAAAAAAAGAGAGAAGAGAGAAGAGAGUAGAUUGUUUUUGUUUCACAUAUUUGGUGGCGGAAUUAUAUAUUCUUUCCAAUUAUUAAUUUGCUCUGUUGGGUUAAUGUUUUUUCUCCCA